UCCUCGUCAACCAACAGCGCCCGUAUCUUGCAGCGGACACUUGGACAAUUUUCGUUUGUUUUGCUGUGUCGUCUUUUUUAGUCUAAAAAAGUCUCUUUAGUUUAAUUUUAAUCUUCAGAACAUUCCGUGUUUGCCCAAGAACUGAACGACAUCGGAUGUGCCGUGAAAUAUUUGUGGGAUCACAAGAAAAGCGCCAGUGAAGUGUGAGAACAAAAAAAAGUUACCUUCACAGCAAAGUUCGGAUGCGUUUUUGUUGAAUUGAAAAUGAAAUGGGUGUAAAUUAAAUUAGAGGACGCAAAAUUGCUAAAGUGGUGCUACUUCUCUGCUGAAUGGUAUUCAUUGGGAAGGAAAAUGAGAGGAGUUUUCGCGAUGUAAAUCGACGGGUUUUGAGGAUGGACAGGAAGAACAAGAUCACAAAUAAGAUUGCGGAGGAGAAGGAGGGUGAGGGUGGCGGCAAGGUGAUGGAUAAAAAUGAAAGUGGUGCUGCCAAUUGUCUGGGGAAGCGCAAAAAGGGCUCCAGGACGCGUCAGGGGGCAUCAACAUCAACGAGGAGCUGCACAAAUUGGAGCCUGGAUAAGUGGUUGGAGAAUUGUAUGCACCCCGACAGUGGAAUCUCCAAUUCUUCACCAUCAGCAGCUGGAUCGGUAAUACGCGAGAACAAUUCUUCACCAAGAAUUUUUCCCACAAUGUCCCAGGUGUAUGCUGCUAAUGCCUACGAACCGGUGUACAACCAUACACCUCUCAGCUACUCCACACCAGACACUUCUGCGCUGAAGAAUGGACCCGGCAGUCCUCCAAGUGAGCACGACCGAGAGAAUGCCCCAAAGUUGCCGGAGAACCUCCAGGGGGCGGCGGACAUGGAGAAGAACAGAUUCAGCGAUUUAGGGAUGACAAGUAUGUCGGACAAUGACUCCAAGGAGCGUGAUGAGGAGGACGAAUUGAGUCCCACAAGCUCAAGAGAUCUCUCCAAUAAUACAAAUACCCGACCACAGAUUGAUGGGGCAACGGCAAAAGAUGGAAAACUUCUCGUGACGCUCUUGGAGCAGAUAUCUCUACUUCACGAUACAAAUGCAAAAAUCUGCCGAAAUUUGCAUGAGACGAAAGUUGAGAUUGAGGCUUUGAAACAUGCACCUAAUUGGAAUCUACGUCACCGUAGAGAUAGUAGCGUUAGUGGAUUUAGCACCCACAGUCAACCAUUGGGUUAUGUCUUUGGCACACACAGUCCAGCACCAACGUAUCACUCAGGUAUGUACACACCAGGAAUGGUGACUGAUGUCAUCCGUGAGGUUCGCGAUGGUGCACGGAUACGUGAAGAGGCCAUGAUUCAUAAAGUGAAAUCCAUGCUUGAGGAGAACUCGUGGGCUAUGAGUGAGAUGAAGAUCAAAAUGAUGAUGGAAAUGGAGGAACUGAAGCGAGAGGUGCAGCAUUUGAGGUCGGAUAAGAAGGAAUUGAGCAAUAAGGUGGUGAAGAUGGAGAAUGAAAUUGAAGCAUUGCGGACAAUGGUGAAUAGUCAUCCGGCAAAGCAGCAGCAGAAGAGCAACAAUUCGGUCGAAGGGGAGAAGCAUUUACUGAAUAAUUCACACGUAAACUACGGCGUGAUUAAGCAGGAAGAGGGAGAAUUCUACGAGGUGGAUAUUGUUAGUUCUCCGGGGAAGAAGUAUUCGCCCGUCUAUGAGAAUCGUGUCGCGAAGCCUGUGACGGUGAAUGCGGAUCAGAAUCGCUUCUACACACCCCAGGUGCUCAAUAAUGGUAGCAAUCGUCCGCUGGAUGUGACGAAGAAUUUUUCAUCGGGACAUUUGGUGCAGCAGGAGAAGGAUACGCUGGAGCUCAGGCGAGAGCUGCAGGAUGCAAUUGCGGGGAAGAAGAAUGCAGAGAAAAGAAUUCUCGACUUGGAGCGUACUGUGGCAAAUUUGCAGAAAGGAACCCCUUCGCGCUCAAGUCCUCCAACAGACGGUUCACCGGACAUCACGACAAAUUCCAGCACAGCUAAAAGUGCCGAAAGGCAUUCAUCACACGUAAAAAUUGAUCUUGAAUCACCAAUUAGCAGCAAGAAUUCCACAAUUAUUCCAAUUGCCUCGCAAAUUCAGAGUGUCGUUCCAAAGGGGAAAGUUUGUCUCACGGGGAUGGUAACGGAUCUUUAGGGAAAAACACACACACAGACACACCCCCCCCCAAACACAAAUCCUCACCCUCGAAUAAUUCCAAAAUUAAAAACAAUUCGAAUAACUGGAAAAGGGUUGGAGAUGGAAAAUUCGUGCCAUUUUGUCUUUUUUUUUUUUUUACUUAAAAGGAAGAAGAAAAUUCUUGAUUUUUUUUCUUCACAUAAUUCACAUUCACACGACAUUUUUUCACGUACAACUCAUUGAUGUACUUUUAUUUUAAUUUCUAAAAACUAAUAUUUAUAUUAACGCAAACAUAAUUAUAGUGCCUUUAAUUAUUAUAUUGCCUUCACAUAAAAUGGAGCGAGAAAAGUGAAUAAGAAAUAUUUUUGACUUCUUUUGGGAAAUAUAGAACAUUACGUAAGAAAAA
Molecule: messenger RNA, 2529 nt
Organism: Lutzomyia longipalpis
Lineage: Eukaryota; Metazoa; Arthropoda; Insecta; Diptera; Psychodidae
Exons: 9
Coding region: 330-2141 (603 amino acids)
Source: RefSeq, a predicted model, not a curated record